UUAUCCACUUGCAUCUACUCUACUGAUGUCUGCCGGUCUGAUAUUGGCGUUACAUUUUAUCGUGCAAUCGCGUGUGAUUGUGUGAUAUUGCUUGUAUUUUGCUUCAUAACUGUAUUGGUAUCGUUUGUCACUUAUAGAAAAAAGUAACGGGAAUGAUUGUUUCUCGCCAAUUUAUUAAACAGCAUUAAUUAUUGUGAACGUACGUCGAUUAAUUACUGGAUAAUCUGGUUAACUCAAUCUUCUUUGUCUGUUUUUAUAGCUCUUGAGCAAUAUUAUUAAAUUAUGCAGAAUCAGAAUUUUGAGAUAACUGAUAUUGGGCCAUUGACAUCUUUUUAAUUCCAAUGUUCACACAGUGGUUUAGGAUAUUUAAGAUAGGCUGUGCCAACAUGAUUCAAAAAGGACCACGUCCAUUAGUAUUAUGCGGCCCUUCGGGUAGUGGCAAAAGUACUUUGAUAAAGCGAUUGUUUGAUGAAUUUCCUGAUACUUUCAAAUUUUCGGUAUCUCAUACAACUAGAAAUCCUCGGCCUGGUGAAGAAAAUGGGACGCACUAUCACUUUACAAAUAAAGAAAAGAUGCAAGAACAAAUAAAAAAUGGCGAAUUUAUUGAAUCUGCUACAUUUAGUGGAAAUUUAUAUGGCACGAGCAAACAGGCAGUUGAAGAAGUACAACGUUUAGGAAAGAUAUGCGUAUUAGACAUUGAUAUACAAGGUGUAAAGCAAAUAAAAUGUACUCAACUUAAUCCCCUUUAUGUAUUUGUAAAACCGCCCUCUAUUUUGGAGUUAGAGCGGCGGUUGAAAGCUAGAAACACUGAAACCGAAGAGUCAUUGCAACGCAGAUUAGCAGUUGCCAAAGCUGAAUUAGAAUAUGGUGAAGGACCAGGUAAUUUUGACAUUAUCAUAGAAAAUGAUAAUUUGGAAAAUGCAUAUGAGAUUUUACGCAAUUUUAUACUGGCUAAUUUUAAUUUGCAAUGCAAAACAGUCGAAACGAAUUAGUCAAGAGCUGAUAUGUGAUGGAUUCUAUAUGUAUAUCUGGACACAGCAAAUGAAUCAUAUCUUGGUGAAAUGUUUAGAAAUUAUUUUAAAUACAUUCAAUCAACAAAUAAAAUAUGUGUAUAUGUGUGUCGAAACUAGGGCUAAUGUAACUCAUAUUCUAUAUUACGGUUCUAUAUAGAUUGCAUCUUUACGAUUAUAUAUCUAUAUUUGCUAUUUUUAAAUUAUCGUGAUUUUUAUUUUUCUGACAAUAAUGAUAAUAGCAGUAGCUAUAUCAUGUAUUUUUGUUAUAGUAAGUUUAAUCUGAUAACUAUAUAAAACAAAUUAUGAAAGAGAUCCAUCUUAAUGUCGUUGGUACAAUAUUGCACUAAGUGUAUUAGCUAAUUUUUUCAUUAAGAAUAAAAAAUCCAUUCUUUUAUAGAAAUAAGAGAAAGUUUUCAAACUAGAGUUUUAGCUGAAUAUUCAAAAAGUAACUUAAAGAGAUAAACGUAGAAUUUUAGCUGUAGCUAACUGAGACUAUUCACCAAAAAAGGUUGUGUUCCAAUAGAGUAGGCUAUCUGUAAAAUAUAUACUUGCGAUAUAUACUUUCGUACUUAUCUUCAUGAUAAAAAUAUUGUACAAGCAUAAUAUAGUCACUUUUGAUUUAUAUCAUACAGUAUCAUACGACCAUGCCAAGUACUUAGAAUUAAGAUUAUAAAAAGAAUAUGUAAACAUUCCUGUACAAUCUGCAUUUGUGGUCAUAAAUAAUUAUUUAUA
Messenger RNA from Camponotus floridanus (Florida carpenter ant), 1745 nucleotides. RefSeq names its product guanylate kinase. Gene Ontology annotation, biological process: purine nucleotide metabolic process. The transcript has 6 exons. The record is from RefSeq and is a predicted model, not a curated record. Bases 342 to 992 code for a protein of 216 amino acids. Gene Ontology annotation, molecular function: GMP kinase activity. Gene Ontology annotation, cellular component: cytosol. NCBI's taxonomy places the organism in Eukaryota, Metazoa, Arthropoda, Insecta, Hymenoptera, Formicidae.